Chenopodium quinoa (quinoa) is the source of this 759-nucleotide messenger RNA. RefSeq lists its product as uncharacterized. The transcript is spliced from 2 exons. Lineage: Eukaryota; Viridiplantae; Streptophyta; Magnoliopsida; Caryophyllales; Amaranthaceae. The coding region runs from base 1 to 759 and encodes 252 amino acids. The record is from RefSeq and is a predicted model, not a curated record.
AUGAUAAUUCCCCAAACACAAUCCCAACGUACAACGGAAAAUGUACCUGACUGUGAAACUCCAAGAUGGGAUACGAAUAGGAGAGAUAGGGAAAUGGGGCAUGAGAGGUUGUAUAAUGAUUAUUCUUUUGAUAAUCCUGUCUACAACAGCAACCAACUCAGACAAAGAUUCCGAAUGCAGCGACCUUUGUUCUGCCGUAUAAUAAACAAGGUUGUUGAAGGUGAUGUUUACUUCCAGCAACGUAGGAAUGCAGUUGGAAAGUUGGGGUUAUCACCUAUGAAAAAAUGCACAGCCGCUAUAAAGAAUGUUAGCUUAUGGCUUGGCAUGAUAGGUAGCAUUGAUUGUAUGCAUUGGGAAUGGAAGAACUGUCCUAUGGCUUGGAAAGCGCAGUACGCUGGCCAGAAUAAGAAGACAACCCUAAUACUUGAAGCCGUUGCGGAUCAAGAUCUAUGGAUUUGGCAUGCUUUCUUUGGUAUCCCCGGAUCUUGCAAUAAUCUGAAUGUGUUGUAUCGUUCACCAGUAUUUGAUGAUGUUCUGCACGGUCGAGCUUCGCCAAUAAAUUUUACGGUUAAUGGCCAUGAAUACAACAUGGCUUAUUACUUAGCCAACGACAUUUACCCAAAAUGGGCUACUUUCAUUCAGGGUAUUACGCAUCCUCAAAUUCAAAAGGAUAAAUUGUUUGCUGACCACCAAGCUGCUGCUCGGAAGGACGUUGAAAGAGCUUUCGGUGUUUUACAAGCUCGGUUUUCAAUACUAUGA